GAGCCCCGCUAACACACGGAUAGCAAGUAGUUCGGCUGCGUAGUUGUAUCGUAUCGAGCUACAGUUGGACCAAAAUGAAGACCACAGCGUUCGUUACUUGCCUUCUAAUCGCCGUUACGGUCGUACGCGGUUUCGACGAAGACACGAUCGUAUCCGAGUACCUCGAAUACCUGAUGCCGGACAUAAGACCGUGCGCCGACGAGUUCAAAAUGUCGGAAGAAGCGGCAACGAAUGUCCAGUACCAUAAGGACGUCGCCGCCACCAGAACUCUGGGUUGCGUGAAGGCUUGCGUGAUGAAACGAAUGAAAGUGUUGGGCAGCGGGACCGACUUCAAUUUGGAGCCAAUAUACAAGAUGAUCGACGUGGUUCACGCCAACAAUCCGGAUGACCACAAAUUGGUGAUGACGAUCGCGCAGGAGUGCGCCGAAAGCAUCAAAGGUGAACCCGAUGAAUGCGUGAUCGGCAACAAGUACACCGAUUGCUACGUAGAGAAGCUGUUCAAUUAAACCGCCCCGUUCAAGUCGUUCAGUGAAGUCUACCUAAUUGUAAUUUCAAUCACCACGAGUACUAUGUCGAAUAAAAUGAUAGAAGAAUA
This is a messenger RNA of Ceratina calcarata, 595 nucleotides long. RefSeq lists its product as uncharacterized. Gene Ontology annotation, molecular function: odorant binding. The record is from RefSeq and is a predicted model, not a curated record. Bases 75 to 506 code for a protein of 143 amino acids. NCBI's taxonomy places the organism in Eukaryota, Metazoa, Arthropoda, Insecta, Hymenoptera, Apidae. The transcript has 5 exons.